GCUCCUCACACACGAGACAUUGCAUCCGCAGCUCUUUCUGCCUGAAAAAUUCUUAAAAGUGCAAUAACAUUGGCAAUACCUUGUUAACUAUGCGAGCUUUAAAUAUAGCAGAUGUCUGGGGUGGAUUAAACCGUUCCGACUGAGUAUUAAAGCGCACCAGUCAUCGUUUAAAAGUUUACGCGGCGCCGGUAUAUUGGUUUGUUUAUUUCCUCGGUGUGGGCAGACAGGAGAAAAUGUUUGCAGGGGAACAGCGUAAUGUUUUGUAAAGCAUGCGUACUUGUGACGACUGUAUGAAUGGCUCGAGUCUGCUUUAAACUUAAGCGCGCGUAUUUGGCUGAAAUCCCUGGGCGAACAACUGCCUCUCAUACAAAACUUAAACAUCUGAGGAAAACAUCUGUCGAUAGCUGAAUACUGAGAAAAGAAGAGCACAGAGAAAAUCCUCGUAUAGCGUUUACCUGACGCGCGCAGACCUUCUAAGGAUCGAGGUGUGACUGGACUAGAAAUCAGCGUGAACCUUCACCUUGGACAGAGAGAGAGAGAGGGAGAGGGUGCUGGGGUCCGAGAUGACAUCAAAUUGGAUCUUAUGUUUCUGUCUCCUGUUGCUGUAUGUGGCAAGGUCACUUACCGGUGAUGCUGAGGAGAGGCUUGUAGAUUUUCUGCUGGGUUCUGAACGCUACAAUAAACUUAUCCGGCCUGCGGUCAAUAAGAGUCAGCAGGUCACUAUUGGCAUCAAAGUCUCUCUCGCACAGCUCAUAAGUGUGAAUGAGAGGGAGCAAAUUAUGACAACAAAUGUGUGGCUGACUCAGGAGUGGAAUGACUACAGACUGAUGUGGGACCCAAAUGAGUAUGAGGGCAUCAAAAAACUACGAAUACCAUCAAAGCACAUCUGGCUUCCGGAUAUAGUGCUUUACAACAAUGCAGACGGUGUGUAUGAAGUCUCAUUUUACUGCAACGCAGUCGUCUCCAACACUGGUGACAUAUUUUGGCUCCCCCCUGCUAUCUACAAGAGCGCAUGUGCUAUUGAAGUUCGCAACUUCCCUUUCGAUCAACAGAACUGCACACUGAAAUUCCGUUCUUGGACGUAUGAUCGCACUGAACUCGAUCUUGUCUUGACUUCUGAUUUCGCUAGCCGCGACGACUACACUCCCAGCGGCGAAUGGGAUAUUGUCUCACUUCCUGGUCGAAAAAACGAAGAUCCCAAUGACAUCAAGUACCUGGACGUCACAUACGAUUUCGUGAUCAAGCGCAAACCCCUUUUUUACACAAUUAACCUUAUUAUCCCUUGUGUUCUUAUUACCUCUCUAGCAAUUUUGGUUUUUUACCUCCCCUCAGACUGUGGUGAAAAAAUGACACUUUGCAUUUCGGUUCUUCUGGCUCUCACUGUGUUUCUGCUCCUGAUCUCCAAGAUCGUUCCUCCGACAUCUCUGGCGGUUCCAUUAAUAGGAAAGUAUCUGAUGUUUACGAUGGUUCUGGUCACGUUUUCCAUUGUGACAAGUGUGUGCGUGCUCAACGUUCACCAUCGUUCUCCGUCGACACAUCGUAUGCCUGAGUGGGUCAGGUUUGUAUUCUUGCAUAAACUUCCAACUUUUCUUCUCAUGCGACGACCAGGAAGCUCCAACGUGCGGGAAAGGUUUCGACAGAAGCACCAGCAGAAAUCAUUCUCCUCAGAUGGGAAGAACGUAAAGAUGGAUGGAGGAUCAUUCUUCUUGAGUGAUGAUCCCAUGCGUGUGUGUGGGGCAUGGAGGGUCGGUGAUCUUCCUGAGGGGUCAGAGUUCAGACAGAGAGUGAGGGUCAGACAUGACCAAGAUGUGGAUGAGGCUAUAGAGGGCGUGAGGUUCAUUGCUGAACAUAUGAAGAUUGAGGAUGAUGAUGAAGGGAUCAUCGAGGAUUGGAAAUAUGUGGCCAUGGUGAUUGACCGGCUCUUCCUGUGGAUUUUUAUUCUGGUCUGUGUCACUGGAACUCUUGGACUCUUUGUGCAGCCACUUUUUCAGAGCUACAACACAUCCACGGCCGAGGAUGACUGCCCAUAGCGAUGAUGUCGGGGGGAAGAUUUAACAUGGCAACUUCAUCGCAUCAGCAGAGACCGUCGCUGCCGUUGUCUGCAAUGCUGCUGAUCAGCAGAAAUGCCCCUCCAUUGCUUAUAGCACACUGAGAUAUUGACAUCUUUCAUAUUUACCGUUCACAUACACACUGCUGCAGUGUACAUUUGUGAGAAAGGGGGAAUGUGUUUGUUCUUAUUAGUGCACAUCCUGGAUUAAAUAUUUAACAUGAAUGUUAUAUCUUUUAUAAUAUAAUUUUUUAAAUAAUCAUUCAUUUGUAUUCACUUUUUCUUGUAUAUGGAAAAUCUAGAUGGUAAAAACAUGGGAUAAACUUUCUGUGUGUGUAAAAGGGAGAAAAUUUGGGCUUUGAUUCAGGUUUGGUACUUGUGGAAAAAGUGUGUUUUGUCUUUAUCCUUUUGUUUAAUUUCAGUUUCACAAUUCUUAACUACUUGAACACUUUGUUUGCAAAUUAUUAUUUCAUUAUUCACAUUUAGCACAAAAACAUGAAUUAUACCAUAAGUAGCAGGUUUUCAUAUUUCCUCUGCAGCACAAAACAAUGAA
Misgurnus anguillicaudatus (oriental weatherfish) is the source of this 2600-nucleotide messenger RNA. RefSeq names its product cholinergic receptor, nicotinic, beta 5a (gene chrnb5a). Gene Ontology annotation, cellular component: postsynaptic membrane. Gene Ontology annotation, molecular function: transmembrane signaling receptor activity; acetylcholine-gated monoatomic cation-selective channel activity. The record is from RefSeq and is a predicted model, not a curated record. Gene Ontology annotation, biological process: monoatomic ion transmembrane transport. NCBI's taxonomy places the organism in Eukaryota, Metazoa, Chordata, Actinopteri, Cypriniformes, Cobitidae.